AUGCACGCCCUUGGACAACAUCACGGGGUUCCGUGUGCCGGAUCAUUGUCAAUAGGAUUGGGGCCGCUCGAGAGGCUCUGCGAUGCUGACGAUGUGAGUGCCGAGGGACAUACGACGGCGACAGCGCCAGUGACGGGGUGGGACGACGAGGCGAGGGAGCUGGUUGUAUAUCUUAAAAUGAGCGUUGUUGCCCAGGAGCGGACGGCGACGAGAUACAUUCCUGAUUCUACGAGUUCGAGUUCAGCGACGAGCCAGCAGACAUCUGCUUCAAUAGCCAAAGGGUCAAAUGCUGGUGCUAUAACAGGUGCAACUGUUGGCGACGUGGUGGCUGUCGCGUCAAUCAUCACCCUUUUUCUCUUCUGUCCUCGCCGCAGAAGAACCGUGCGGCACAGAGCUGAUGCAGCUUCGAAGGCGAACGUCAACAGUCCUGCAACGGCGCAAAGCUGGGUGGGCAUCUCGCCGCUGUCACGCAACAGCACCCUGCACUUCGCCCUCUCUCAACCCUCACCGUACUCUCCGCCAGACUCUCAUCCCCCUCCAUCGACGCCGUGGUAUGACGUGCUUCCCGUCUCCUCCCAGUCGCGCCAAGUCUUUCAAGGAGUGGGUCACGUAUGCUACACCUGCGGAGCUGCCAAAUGUGGUAACAGCAGUGGUCGCAGAGUUACCUGGGAUCUCGAGCCCCGUAAAUGCAGGGAUACCACAAAGGAGGGUUUCCAACGCCGGCCAUGA
Messenger RNA from Paraphaeosphaeria sporulosa, 729 nucleotides. RefSeq lists its product as uncharacterized. Bases 1 to 729 code for a protein of 242 amino acids. Lineage: Eukaryota; Fungi; Ascomycota; Dothideomycetes; Pleosporales; Didymosphaeriaceae. The transcript is spliced from 2 exons. The record is from RefSeq and is a predicted model, not a curated record.